GUGCGACAAGGGGAGGGGGGAUGCGGGAGGGGGCCCUGAGCAGCUGACGUGGGCUGGGGUCGGUGCGGCUGGCUGUGGGAGGCGGCGGCGCGCAGCCACACUGUGUCCCCAGCGAGGACGAGCGAGCGCCGCGCCCGCACCUCCCCGCACUGCGCGCGCCUUGCGCUCGGUGGAGAGGCCGCCGUCGCGAAGUCGAGUCGCAUCCUCUCCAGCUCUUGCUGCUCCUGGAGCCGCCAUGGCCCCGACCCUCUGGCUGCGCGUCAGCCACAUCCUCCGGCUCGCCUGUCUCCUGCACUUGGCCCCAGCUGUGGUGGCCGCAGGCCUGUAUGAACUUCACCUCGUCACCGAUAGCCCUGCCACCACGGGGGCAGAGGUGAACAUCACGGCGAGCCUAGUGGCCAGCGACAACGGCACCCUGGCUCUGCCCACCGACCCGCACUCCUACCGCUUCCACUGGGUCCACAGCCCGCUGCUGCUCAAGGGGAAGACGGAGGAGGCGUUCAGAUCCACCAUCCGCGCCGUGGGCAACGUGCCUGGGGACUUCCCCAUCUCCGUGUGGGUCACCUCCGCCGACUGCCAGAUGUGCCAGCCGGUGGCGAGGAGCCGCCUCGUCCUCUCCAUCACAGAGAACAUCGUGGGGAAGCUCGUCAUCACGCAGAACGCGUCCCUGCCCUGGCCCAGCACCUAUUUCACCAAGACACUCCUUAAAACUUCCUUCCUCCUCCACGACCCAAGCAACUUCUUCAAGACCGCCUCCUUUCUCUACAGCUGGGACUUCGGAGACGGCACCCAGAUGGUGACGGAAGACUCUACUGUCUAUUAUAACCGUUCGAUCAUGGGGACCUUCACCGUGAAGCUCAAAGUGGUGGCGGAGUGGGAACAGGCUGCCGGGAAGGGCAUCGUGCAGAAGACGGGGCACUUCUCGGGCUCGCUGAAGCUGCAGGAAACCCUUCGAGGCAUCCAGGUCAUGGGGCCCACUGAAAUUCAGGCCUUCCAGGAGAUGACAGUGACCUUGAACUUCCUGGGGAGCCCCCCUCUGACCAUGUGCUGGCGCAUCAAGUCCGAGUGCCUCCCGCUGGAGGAACACGAGUGUCGCCCGGUGUCCGUGGCCAGCACAGUUUACAACGUGACCACCAUCAUCAUGGACCCUGGGGACUACUGCUUCAGCAUCCGGGCCGAGAAUGUCAUCAGCAAGACACAUCAGUACCACAGGGUCCAGGUGUGGCCCUCCAGAAUCCAGCCAGCUGUCUUUGCUUUCCCCUGUGCCACAAUUAUCACCAUGAUGCUGGCCUUUAUCAUGUACAUGAUCCUGAGGAAUACUACUCAGCAGAAGGACAUGGUGGAGGUGGCUGAUUUUGACUUUCCCCCCAUGUCUGACAAGAACCCAGAGCCACCCACUGAGGCCAAGUGCUGCCAGAUGUGCUGCGUGCCCUUCCUGCUGGAGACCCCGUCUGAGUACCUGGAGGUCGUCCGUGAGAACCACGGGCUGCUGCCACCCCUCUAUAAGCCUGUCAAAACUUACACGGUGUGAGCACUCCCCACCCAGCCUCCGCUUUAACUAACUGCCAACUCCACGCUUUCGGCAGGUGGUGCAUGCCACCCAGCAGGAGGGGUUCAUGUGUGCGGAGCCAUCUGCCCUGGCCAGCUGUCCAUCUGUACAGUCCAGCUGCUGCCACAAGCCCCCUCAGUCACCAUCCCCCAGCCAUCUGCCCAUCUGUCAACCCAGCCACCGCUGUAAGCCCCUCUCAAGUCAGCCCCACCCCCUCACCUUUGAAAAGGCUGGGUACCUCCUCUCUCCAGGUGUGCUUGGCUGUCCCUACCUGAUCCUCCCAUGUUGGCAUGUCUGCUGGCCACGUGUGGUUUGAGCUUUCCUCCCCCAAGCACCCCUGUCUGGGUCAGAGACCUAGGAGAAAGGUCACAAACGAUUAGGAAUACAUCACAAAAGGUCAUGCAUAGAGACAAGCACGUGCGUGUGCGCACACACACACACACGCGCGCACACACACACACACACAGGUCACACAUAUCUCAGGUGAUCUUCGUAUUCAAUCAGUUGCUGGGAUGUACCCUGAAUUAGAACCAAGAUGAAAUCUGACCUCCACUUGGCCCCAAUAGCUCCUGGGCCUGGUCCGUCCCUUUGUGAGUGGUUUCUGCAGCUACCUGGUCCCAUUCGAAGGAUGCCGCGUCCCCUGCCUGCUUACCGAGGGCUGGGAAGGGGCAGGGCUAAUACUGGGUGAGUGGGAAGUGCUUCAGAAAAGCACUUUCUUUUGCUGAGAUCCUGUUAACGCCCAUUGAGGAAAAGGCCUUGAAACAAAAGAGAAGUCGAGUGGGUGGGGACUUGGGAUCCCUGGAGGGGAAGGCGGUGUUGCCGCCCAGAUGCCCCCAGAGGGGCCUUGAGAAGGAAAAGGCAGGACUGGACACCAAGCCCCGGCCUCUCCCCUGCAGCCCGGUGGCUGGGGCCGGCAGAGAAGAGGGAGGGAGCAGGUGAUGGGUGCAGAGGAGAGUCACGAGGCCCCAGCCCACCGUGCAGGGGUGCCAGGAGCAACCUGGGCCUGUUUGGCGGGGGGAGGGCAGGGCGUGGGGGCCGGGCUCUGUUGCUGUAAUUGUUUGCUCUCAGACUUUGCACAGAAAACACAGUCGUGCAGCUCAUCCUCAUGAAACACUGCCAUUGUUGCUGAAUAAAGCUCGUGUGCUGUGAGUAUAACCA
This is a messenger RNA of Myotis daubentonii (Daubenton's bat), 2707 nucleotides long. It is a transcript of the gene TMEM130, whose product is annotated as transmembrane protein 130. The record is from RefSeq and is a predicted model, not a curated record. Lineage: Eukaryota; Metazoa; Chordata; Mammalia; Chiroptera; Vespertilionidae. Gene Ontology annotation, cellular component: plasma membrane.